Entelurus aequoreus (snake pipefish) is the source of this 1001-nucleotide messenger RNA. RefSeq names its product exosome complex component RRP43-like. Gene Ontology annotation, cellular component: cytoplasmic exosome (RNase complex); nuclear exosome (RNase complex). The transcript is spliced from 12 exons. The record is from RefSeq and is a predicted model, not a curated record. Bases 1 to 906 code for a protein of 301 amino acids. Gene Ontology annotation, biological process: U4 snRNA 3'-end processing; nuclear polyadenylation-dependent mRNA catabolic process; nuclear polyadenylation-dependent rRNA catabolic process. Lineage: Eukaryota; Metazoa; Chordata; Actinopteri; Syngnathiformes; Syngnathidae.
AUGAAAAAACGUCCGUUUCGUUGCCUCCUCUCGCCUUCCGUAGUCCCGGAACCCACGUGGUCAAGCAAAAACAUCAUGGCGGCUGGAUUCAAGACUGCUGAGCCUCUGGAGUACCACAGGAGCUUUCUGAAAGAAAAUUGUCGCCCUGAUGGACGCGAGCUGUCAGAAUUCAGAACCACGACCCUCAACAUUGGGUCCAUCAGUACCGCGGACGGCUCGGCGCUGGUCAAGCUGGGUAACACCACGGUCAUCUGCGGGGUGAAAGCGGAGCUGGCCAACCCCUCCAUGGAGGCGCCCGGCAAAGGCUUCAUCGUGCCCAACGUGGACCUGCCGCCUCUCUGCUCCUCCCAGUUCCGACCCGGUCCGCCGGGCGAGCAGGCCCAGGCCGCCAGUCAGUUCAUGGCCGACGUCAUCGAGAGCUCAGAGAUGCUGCAGACGGAGGAUUUGUGCAUCGAGAGAGGAAAGCUGUGCUGGUGCUUGUACUGUGACAUGAUGUGUCUGGACCACGAUGGCAACCUGCUGGACGCCUGCACGCUCGCCCUGCUGGCCGCGCUCAACAACACUCGACUCCCAGAGGUGGCCGUCGACGCCGAGACGUGCACGCCGCAGGUGGACCUGGGGAAGACACGGCGGCUGAAGAUCGUCAAGCAUCCCGUCGCCGCCUCCUUCUGCGUCUUUGACGACUCCGUGGUCAUGGCGGACCCCACGGCCGAGGAGGAGCAACUGUGCACCUCUCAGAUCACCGUGGUGACGGACGAGGACGGUCGCCUGUGCUCCGUGCACAAACCAGGCGGCACGUCGCUGUCCGGGGAGAAGCUGCAGGAGUUCAUCAAGCGGGCGAGGGCCCGUCAGAGAGAGAUCCAAGAACUGGUCAGGAACGUGACAAAAAGCCUCACACCCGUUUAGUGGUUUUAUAUCUAAAAAGCUGUAUUUUCACUGUCAAUAUAUAAUCUUUUCUUUUUUUUUUUUAAUAACAAUAAAACUGCUGCCAAAGACUGCUU